This is a messenger RNA of Thecamonas trahens ATCC 50062, 171 nucleotides long. RefSeq lists its product as uncharacterized. NCBI's taxonomy places the organism in Eukaryota, Apusomonadida, Apusomonadidae. The transcript has 2 exons. The coding region runs from base 1 to 171 and encodes 56 amino acids. The record is from RefSeq and is a predicted model, not a curated record.
AUGACGUACAUCAGCCUCCAUUGCCGCGCCUACGACGAGGCUGCUGAGCUCUUUAACGAUCUGGCUACCAAGCUGACUGAUUCGCAAGCUGAUGCCGCCCUCGUUGCUCUCGAGCAGCAGCGGCGGCAUCGACUCGGCACCGUCUCGCUCCACGCCUCGCUCGACCUCUAG